Molecule: messenger RNA, 3194 nt
Organism: Acanthopagrus latus (yellowfin seabream)
Lineage: Eukaryota; Metazoa; Chordata; Actinopteri; Spariformes; Sparidae
Product: protein snail homolog Sna-like
Exons: 3
Coding region: 360-1226 (288 amino acids)
Biological process (GO): regulation of DNA-templated transcription
Molecular function (GO): RNA polymerase II cis-regulatory region sequence-specific DNA binding; DNA-binding transcription factor activity, RNA polymerase II-specific
Source: RefSeq, a predicted model, not a curated record
GCUCUCCAGCACCAGCAGCGCAAAGCAGCUUGAAGUGCUUCUGCAGUGAGUAACUAUCACAAUUCAUACACCUGUUGUGUUGGGGUCCGCUGAUUGACAAGCACAGCCCGCCCCUUGCACUUGUCCGUUUAUUGUAAUUGGUUCGACACUGGGGUAUAUGGAAAUUCCCCCGCUCGACCCUUGGCUCACACCUCACCGUCGCCAGUCGGCAGGAGAAUGCGCAAGGCCACAGACGUAUUGUAAACCCAGCCCGGUCUCUCUCACACUGCCAGAGACAGCUGCUUCCGUUAACCGGCCGCCACCGGUACACCACCCUCACCCCACAACAACUCCAGAGCUCCUGUGAAGAGGCCGACAACAUGCCGCGAUCUUUUCUAGUGAAGAAACACCAGAGCAGCAAGAAACCAAAGUAUGGAAGACUGACUUCAAAGACUGAGGAGGCCCCCUGCAGCACCCACGAAGAUUUACGGCUGCACAUUGACAUCCCCCCUCACCAUCGCUGUUCACCCCCAAGUCCACAGCACCGGCAGUCUCUCUCCUCCUCUUCCUCCCUCAGAGCAGAUCGUUUGCAUCUCUCAUCUUCUCCAAACACCUUCCCUCUCUCCUGUUCAGGUCACUGUUCAGAUGCGUUCAGUGGAAGGCCUAUAGACAACUAUAAACCAGCUGAAUCGUUUACCAAAGUAAACCUUGAAAUCCAGUGUGUUACAGGAGAACACAGGAGGAGUGAGAGCUUCCUCCCUGAAUCCCUCCCUCUCCUGGCCCUCUUUCCAGCCAUCCCUCCUGGCGGCAGUGGCCAGGAGAGCCUCAAGUGUUUGGACUGUCAUAAACAGCACUUGAGCUUCUCAGGCCUGGCCGUACACAAGCAGCUCCAGUGUGAGUGGAGCAGCAAGAAGUACUUUAGCUGUAAGUACUGUGAGAAGGAGUACAACAGCCUGGGAGCACUCAAGAUGCACAUCAGAACACACACACUGCCCUGUGUGUGUAAACUCUGUGGCAAGGCAUUCUCCAGACCCUGGCUGCUUCAGGGACAUAUACGAACACACACAGGAGAAAAACCAUUCAUUUGCUUUCACUGCAGCCGAGCCUUUGCUGACCGAUCCAACCUGCGAGCUCACCUCCAAACCCACUCUGAAGUGAAAAAGUACCAGUGUGCAAGCUGCUUCAAGACUUUCUCCAGGAUCACCCUGUUAGCCAAGCACCAGGAGGUAGGCUGCCCACUGUCCUGACAGCCUGUAACCAUCAACCUGCUCUAGCAUACUGUCAGACAUAAAAGACCCACUAGGAUCUUUGCAAAACCUAGUGUGUAGACGACAAAGCCCCAUGCAUGAACAGUGACAUAUAAUGUGUCAUGUGAUUACACUUUUUUCAAAACAAUGAUUUCUCACAGCAAGCCUGAAAUGAAUGAAGAAAAGCACCCAUACACUUAAAUCUGUGUAAUUUUUUUUUUUUUUAUAGCAGAAUAUAGAAUAUUUGUUGCUCCAUUGUACAAUGAUAAUAUUAGAAAUACCUUUGCAUAGAUUUGAUUGUGCAUUUGUUUUUUUUAUGUAGUUUGAUUGUUUUUAGCUCCAGAACUUCAGAUAAGUCUGAAACUUGAUGUUUGCAUUUCUCUUUUUCUCAACAGUAGAAGAAAGCUUGUUUAUGAACAUUGGGGUACAACCCCAUUCCCAAAAAAUUGGGAUGCUUAUUUUCUAAUCCUUUUUUGGCAUAUACAUAAUUGAGAACAGUAUACAGACAAUAUAUUUAAUAUUUUACCUCAUCAUUUUUAUUGACUGUUUAUUGACAGAAUAUAUAUGCUUAUUCUGAAUUUGAUUCCAGCAACACAUUUUAAACAUUUGGGACAGGAGCAGUGAAAUGCUCCAUAUAUUUGGAACAUAGGUAAACAGAUUCAUUGGUAAUAGCUGAUAGUAUCAUGAUUGGAUAUGAAAGGGACACUCUCAAAAGGCUCAGUGAUUUCACCAUGCGAGAUUCACCACUUUGUGAAACACAUGAUUGUGUAAAUGAUAUUACUACAUUGGCUCAAGAACACCUGCCUGUGAUUACUAUUGCUGGUGUGGAGGCAUAAUGUUUUCAGGUGUUCUGCCUGUCUGUCUGUCUUUUCUGUCUGCUUUUUGUGAAUGCUAUAUCUCGGGAACCGCUUGAGGGAAUGUCUUUAAUGUCAGAAACUAGACUGACACAAGCACAAGCACUUUAAGUCAGGUUAAGCACCCACUGUAAUGGACUGUCCAAAAUGGACCCGCUGUAAUGGACACUCGUAACUAGGCCUGUCUCGUUUAUCACAGUUGCCUGAUUGCAAUAACUUCAGUUGACUGUAAUCAUUUUACAGGAUAUCCAAGGGAAAUUUAAGUUCAGUUUGUGAAAAAAAACAUGAAAUGCCAUAUUUCACGUAUUCCUCUGUCUGAAAUGUUAUUUUUUGCUCUUUAUAAUUACAUCAUCUCAUUGUGACCUCUUCUAUUGGGUAGGACAUUCUCUUUCAGCUCAUAUUGCUUGAAAGAAAGAUGAUGGCAGAAAUGUGCCAAUAGCAGUCUGCCCUGUAGUUGCAGCUGUGCAUUUGACAGCUCUGGGUGCUUUGAUGCUGAAUUUGAGUAUUUUUAAAUAAAUUGUAAAUUAUUGUAUUCAGUAUAGGUUAUGAUUUACAGUUAUUUGACAGAGUUCAAAUGUUGAUAUCAUCACUAAAAUAAAAAUACUAAGAUUAUGAUCAAGGAUCCAUAUGGUAAGGUUGUUUCUGUCUGCAAAACAGUCACUCCUGGAACAAUGUGCAAAAAACUCUGACUACAUUUACUGUAGUCAGAGGAAUUAUUUAAUUCAGAGGUGAAUUAUUUUUGUGCUACACCUUAAUAUCAUCAGAACAAAUAGCUGAAUUAAUGUUAAGAUUGCAUUAAUGAUGUUCCUUCUUCAGGCAAACAUAAUAAGACUUGAUGGUCAAAGUCAAAUGGGAAGCUUCUGUCUUAUCAGCAAGUAGCAGAGUGAGUGUUACACAAGUUACUUUAGGUUAGGUACAUCAAAAUAAUGAUUUAUGUCAUGAAGUUGUCUUGUUCCCGUAUAAAACGGCAUUCUGUUUUAAAUAAUCUCAAGCUGUUUUAGAGACCAACGUUUUAAUAUUAGUACUACUGUUAAAAAAAACAGACUUGUUGUAUGCUCUGUUUAACACUGCAUUGUAAUGUAUAUUUUUGUAUUAAAUGACUUGAUAAAAAUAA